AUGGCUCUUCGAUUUUUCCGCCAGCUCUACUCCCUAGACACCCUCGACACUCGCUUCGUCGUACCAGCCACCGCACCCCCGAAGGAAGCUCUGAGAGAUGCUGAGCUCGACCCAGCGGGUCCACUGCCAACAGAAAAUGGAAAUCGCAAGAGUAGGGGUUCGGGAGAUAACAUCCAACCGUCCAAGGACAACGUCGACCAACAAUAUGCCGGAUUCCGACAGAAUAUACCAGCUCUCUUUGUCAUUGUUCUGCUACAUCCUUUACUUCGCAAGGCCUACGAUAUCUUCUGGAGAGCUGACACCUAUACCAAGGUAAGACCAUCGACAGGCAAUGGAGGUCUUACCAUGGGCCUCACUCCUGCCGCUGCUGCAGAUGCCCGUUUGAACCAACGUGUUUCUUUUGAUGUCAUAUUUGCUUGUAUCUUCCUCAGUGUGUUACAUGGCUUCUCGACGUUCAAGAUUGUAGCCAUUCUUUACGCAAACUACUGCAUCGCGACCAAGUUACAAAGACAAUAUGUCCCUGCCGCCACGUGGAUCUUUGCUGUUGGCACUUUGUUUGCAAACGAGUUCAGCAAAGGCUAUUCCUAUGCCACCAUCUUCGGCAUGUUCCUGCCAGCCUCUGUGUCUGAGAAAGGCGAGCCAGCUACAAACUUUGGUCACACCCUCGACAGCUACGGUGGCCUCAUGUCCCGCUGGGAAGUCCUCUUUAAUUUCACCAUCCUCCGUCUCGUGAGCUUCAACCUGGACUAUUACUGGAGCUUGAACUCUCGAAAUAGCAACGCCCUCGAGAAGAAACAACUCGACCCCUCGAACCUUUCCGAGCGUGACCGCGUCACCAUCUCAGCCAAACCUCAAGACUUCAGCUUCCGCAACUACUUCGCCUAUACCAUGUACUCGCCGCUCUACCUCGCCGGCCCCAUCAUAACCUUCAACGACUGGAUAUCCCAACAGCGCUACCGCCCGCACAGCAUCACCCCCAAGCGCACCACCAUGUACCUAAUCCGCUUCAUCGUGGUGCUGCUCACCAUGGAAAUUAUGAUCCACUACAUGUACAUGGUCGCCAUCUUCCACGCCAAACCCGACUGGGCGCAAUACACGCCCGCGCAGCUCAGCAUGCUAGGCUUCCUCAACCUCAAGCACAUAUGGCUCAAACUACUCAUUCCAUGGCGCUUCUUCCGCCUCUGGGCGCUACUAGAUGGCAUCGACCCGCCCGAAAACAUGGUACGCUGCAUGAGCGACAACUACAGCGUCAUGCAGUUCUGGCGCGGCUGGCAUCGCAGCUUCAACAAGUGGAGUUUGCGGUACUUAUAUAUUCCGCUGGGUGGCAGCGCGAUGCCGGGGAUGUGGGGGCGCGUCAGAGGGGUGGGGAAUUAUCUCGUGGUCUUCACGUUCAUUGCGAUUUGGCAUGAUAUUCAGCUGAGGUUGUUGAUGUGGGGGUGGCUUGUCACGCUCUUCGUCUUGCCGGAGAUCAUCGCGUCGUGGAUCUUUCCGGCGAAGAAGUGGAAGGAUAGCCCGGAUGCGUAUCGCUGGCUGUGCGGCGUUGGCGCGGUGGGCGAGAUUCUCAUGCUCAUGACUGCGAACCUGGUGGGGUUCGCGCUGGGCCUGGAUGGACUGGAUGGGCUGUUGAAAGGUAUUUUCCGAACGUGGGACGGGCAGGUGUUCUUCUGGACGGCAUGCUUUGCACUAUUCACGGGCGCGCAGUUCAUGUUUGAGUGGAGGGAGGCAGAGAAGAGGAGGGGCAUCAAGAUGAAGUGUUGA
Parastagonospora nodorum SN15 is the source of this 1758-nucleotide messenger RNA. RefSeq lists its product as hypothetical. Gene Ontology annotation, biological process: GPI anchor biosynthetic process. NCBI's taxonomy places the organism in Eukaryota, Fungi, Ascomycota, Dothideomycetes, Pleosporales, Phaeosphaeriaceae. The coding region runs from base 1 to 1758 and encodes 585 amino acids. The record is from RefSeq and is a predicted model, not a curated record. Gene Ontology annotation, cellular component: endoplasmic reticulum. The transcript has 3 exons.